Molecule: messenger RNA, 379 nt
Organism: Triticum urartu
Lineage: Eukaryota; Viridiplantae; Streptophyta; Magnoliopsida; Poales; Poaceae
Source: RefSeq, a predicted model, not a curated record
CGCUGUUGAGCACCCGCCGCCGCAGGGGUCCGCGCUGCGUCCUGAGCCAAUCACGCUCUACAGCGGAGAGGCGAUGGAUUCGGCAGGCGCCUCGAAGCCCGAGGAGGAGGUGGCCGCUUACCAGAGCAGCGAGGCCAAGCAGGCGAGGCUGCAGUCCAUGCUCGCGGCGCUCCUCGACGACCCCAUUCUGGCCGACGUCCCGAGGAAGCCCUCGCUGGCGGACAUGGACACGCUCAUCAACCUCGGGCUCGACAGCGCCAUGAGGGUGACCGUCAUCAAGCUGGACAACACCUCGUUCGAUGUCGCGGUGUUGAACACUGCUACACUCAAGGAUUUGAAGAUGGCUAUCAGGAAGUGAUAGUCAGAUUUAUUUGUCUGA